AAUGGUUUCUUUUCCUUUUCUCUUGCAGACUCUGCUAAGCAUCUUUGCCUCACUUUCCCAUCCUUUUUCUCACCUCUCACUCCUUCUCAUUCCCGUUCCAAUUUUUAAUUUUUAAUUUAAUAUUUUUUUUAAACUAAGUAGUUUUCUUUGUUUCAUCUUCUUCUAUUCUACUUCACCUUCAUAUUCCUUUCCUAAUUCUAGCUACAAAUUCCCUUCUUCUUUACUUUCAAAAUCCUUGCAAAAUUUUCCUCUCCGAGAUCAAUUUCCUUAUCUACAAAAGAAUUCAAAACCCCCCUUCUCAGAUUUCUCAUUUUUUUACACAGUAAAUGAAAGUCCUAAUCUUUUCUCCUGAAAAAUCAUAACACAUAUUAACCCUUUUAUGCCCUCAAUUUGUUUCAUCUUUUUCACCUUCCAUUGAUCUUAAAAAUCUAAACUUUUUUCCAUUGGGUGCUUCAUGGGACUCUGUCAUGGAAAACCCAUUGAAACCUCACAAAGAGAAAGAGAAAUUUCAUCUUUCCAAAGUGAAGAGAUUCUGCAACUACCACCACCACAACCAACAACAACAACAACAAGUUCUCAUCAUCAUGCAACUACUAAAUCAUCAUCAAAGUUUCCAUUUUUCAGUCCAAGUCCAUUACCAAGUUUCUUCAAAAACUCACCAGCAAAUUCAAAUUCAAGUGUGAGUUCAACACCACUUCGGAUCUUCAAACGCCCUUUUCCACCUCCUUCUCCUGCGAAGCAUAUUCGAGCACUGCUCGCUAGGCGACAUGGUUCUGUGAAGCCUAAUGAAGCCACAAUACCUGAAGGGAGUGAGUGUGAGGUUGGGUUGGAUAAGAGUUUUGGAUUUUCAAAGCACUUUGUUACUCAUUUUGAGCUUGGACAAGAAGUGGGUCGUGGCCAUUUUGGUUAUACUUGUUCGGCUAAGGGUAAAAAAGGAAGUUUUAAGGGUCAUGAUGUUGCCGUUAAAGUCAUUUCUAAAUCUAAGAUGACAACAGCAAUCGCUAUAGAGGAUGUAAGAAGAGAAGUUAAGAUAUUGCGAGCUCUAACUGGACAUAAGAAUCUCGUACAAUUCUACGAAUCCUAUGAAGACGACGAAAAUGUUUAUAUAGUCAUGGAAUUAUGCAAAGGAGGCGAAUUACUAGAUAAGAUUCUUUCUAGGGGUGGAAAGUACUCAGAAGAAGAUGCCAGAGUUGUUUUGAUUCAGAUAUUAAGUGUGGUAGCAUACUGUCACCUACAAGGCGUUGUACACCGCGAUCUCAAGCCAGAGAAUUUUCUUUUUUCUUCCGAGGAGGAAAAUUCCACACUGAAGGCCAUUGACUUUGGACUUUCUGACUAUGUAAAGCCAGAUGAGAGAUUGAACGAUAUUGUUGGAAGUGCAUAUUACGUUGCCCCUGAAGUUUUGCAUAGAUCUUAUGGAACAGAAGCAGAUAUGUGGAGCAUUGGUGUAAUUGCUUAUAUUUUGUUGUGCGGAAGCCGACCUUUUUGGGCCAGGACAGAAUCUGGCAUAUUUCGGGCCGUCCUUAAGGCAGAUCCAAGUUUUGACGAAGCUCCUUGGCCUUCUUUAUCGAUCGAUGCAAAAGAUUUUGUGAAGAGGUUAUUGAAUAAAGAUUAUCGUAAAAGACUGACUGCGGCUCAGGCUCUCAGUCAUCCAUGGCUGGCAAAUCACACUGAGGAUAUAAAGAUACCAUUUGAUAUGAUAAUUCACAAGCUUGUCAAAACUUACAUAUGCUCGUCUUCUUUACGCAAAUCAGCAUUAGGGGCUCUUGCAAAGACAUUGACAUUGGUGCAGCUAGCAUAUCUCAGAGAACAAUUUACUCUUUUAGGGCCAAACAAAAGUGGCCUAAUCUCCAUGCAGAACUUCAAGACGGCUAUUUUAAGGAGCGCCACUGAUGCCUCGAAGGAUUCACGGGUAUUAGAUUAUGUGAACAUGGUUAGCUCAAUCCAAUAUCGAAAAUUAGAUUUUGAGGAGUUUUGCGCUGCUGCUAUAAGUGUUCAUCAACUGGAGGGAAUGGAAAGCUGGGAGCAACAUGCAAGGCGUGCCUACGAGCUGUUUGAAAAGGAUGGAAAUAGACCAAUUAUGAUUGAAGAGCUUGCUUCGGAACUCGGGCUUAGCCCCUCAGUACCAAUUCACGUGGUACUCCAAGAUUGGAUAAGACACUCAGACGGGAAGCUUAGUUUCUUGGGGUUUGUCAGACUCCUGCAUGGAGUUUCGUCUCGUACGUUUCACAAGGCUUGAGAGAAAACAUACAUGAUUGCUAUUGUUUUUUUCUUGACCCUAUUGAUCAUGAGAUCUUUUGAUGAGAUUUGAAUGCAUGACUCAUGAGAAAAAAAAACUACAACAAAUCUCUUCAUUAUGAUUCCAAACAUGGCUUAUGCAAACCAAAAGCCUAUAUAUAUAACUUGUUGGGAGUUUCCUUGUGAUGCUAUAUGCAAGAUGUCUUGUUGUUAAAGUGCUUCCUUCAAGAGUUCUACAAACUCAAAAAACACUUUCCUCCACCCUUGUUGUAUUGCUCUCUUUAAGUUUGAGAUCUAUGGUGCUGGAGAUAAGAGGCUUGUACAGAUUAAAGUAGAGAGCACAAGUUCUACUUAGGAGUAGUGGAACUUCUAUAAAAUGAGUUGUUUUUUGAGUUUAUCUCUUGUGUACCCAUGGAACUUAUGAAUAAAUUAUUUCCGAUGUGUACUCCUUUGAUAGUUGGCAAUGCAACUUUUUUUUUUCCUAA
Molecule: messenger RNA, 2720 nt
Organism: Cicer arietinum (chickpea)
Lineage: Eukaryota; Viridiplantae; Streptophyta; Magnoliopsida; Fabales; Fabaceae
Product: CDPK-related kinase 7-like
Biological process (GO): protein phosphorylation
Molecular function (GO): protein kinase activity; ATP binding
Source: RefSeq, a predicted model, not a curated record